This is a messenger RNA of Olea europaea var. sylvestris, 1548 nucleotides long. RefSeq names its product protein UPSTREAM OF FLC-like. The coding region runs from base 107 to 1327 and encodes 406 amino acids. The transcript is spliced from 5 exons. The record is from RefSeq and is a predicted model, not a curated record. NCBI's taxonomy places the organism in Eukaryota, Viridiplantae, Streptophyta, Magnoliopsida, Lamiales, Oleaceae.
UAUACAUCUGUUUUGCUCAUUUACAUUCGUUAUAAAGGGGCAAUAGGGUUUGGUGUGUUUUCAAUUUCAACAUAAGCAGAGAAGUAAAAAAAAGCUGCUUAUUUUAAUGGAUUUUCCAGGGAGACCAAGGUUUAGACAAAUGAGUCCAGAGAGAGCAAAAGUAUGUAUGCAACAAAGAGGGAUCAAACCCACAUUCAAGAAAGUACAAGUUGUUUACUAUUUAUCAAGAGAUGGCCAUCUUGAGCAUCCACAUUACAUGGAAGUAUUUCAUUUGGUUCAUCAACAGCUUCGUUUGAAAGAUGUUAUGGAGCGCCUUACUGUUCUAAGAGGUAAAGGAGUGCCUUCACUCUAUUCUUGGUCUUGCAAAAGGAGCUACAAGAAUGGCUAUGUAUGGAAUGACUUGGCAGAGAAUGAUAUUAUUUAUCCAUCAGAAGGAGCUGAAUAUGUACUCAAAGGGUCUGAAUUAGUUGAAGGCUGCACUGAGAAAUUGCAACAUCUUCAAGUUGGCAAUGUUCUUCAAUUCCAAGAUACAAAUUUGCAGCCAAAACACAAAUAUUUAUCUUCAAAACGACACCCAGAGCCCGAAGAACUUGUGAACAACCACUAUCGUGGAGAUGAAGACGAAGAAAAUGCAGAAGUAGAGGACGAAGAGGAAGAAGAGUACGAGGAGAAAACAAGCUAUACGAGCUCCACUACACCACAUUCUAGAUGUUCUAGAGGAGUCUCUACGGAUGAAAUUUAUGAAUUACAACAGGAAGAGCCAAAUAAAAACAUCAGAACUGAGUUAAAACUUGAAAAUUCAGUUUUAACCCCUCCAUCAAAUACUUCCAAGGUGGUUGAAGAUGGUAAUUUGGUGGGAAACAAGCCAUUAUUGACUAGAAACUCUAUGCUGUUAAGCCUUAUUGCCUGUGGUGGAUCGGGGUCGUUUAGGAAGAGUGUUCCGGCUGCAAUUGUGAAGCAACCACCACCGGGCACCGUGGCUAGGAACGGUGGUGGGGGGUUGCAUAAAGGAGUGGUCUGCAAGGCUGCCGCUAAGGUGGCGGUGGAGGAUGAUGAGAUGAUAAGUUGUAUGUCGGAAAAUCCGAGGUUUGGGAACUUGCAGUCCGAGGAGAAAGAGUACUUCAGUGGGAGCAUAGUUGAGUCGAUGUCUACUGAAGAACGACUUCAGGUUGAGCCUGGAUUGAAGAAAUCAUCCUCCCACAAUGAAGAAAGGAGCAGCAUGGCGGGGCUGGGAGAUGCAGCCGAGGAGGAAUCGAAGAAAGAGAAUUCGAUGAAAGGGAAAUGUAUCCCGAUGAAGAAAUUCUCCUCCAAGAAGCCCAAUAUAUAGUUAUUAGAAUAGGAGUUGUUGCAACUGUGGCGUAUUUAUGAACACUAAAUGUGUGAAAUUUAUUCUACUGAAUUCACUUACAACUAUUUCGGUAGUAUUUACUAGUAUUAAAUGUUUGCGCAGAUGAACUACGCAACCACUGUUUACGGGUCUACAAGCUUGUCUUCGACUUCUGUAAAGCACGAUCCUCGUUUGGUGCUAACUAUUCUAUUUUGCGAGCU